Messenger RNA from Tarenaya hassleriana, 1190 nucleotides. RefSeq names its product peroxidase E5. The transcript is spliced from 4 exons. Gene Ontology annotation, molecular function: heme binding; peroxidase activity. The record is from RefSeq and is a predicted model, not a curated record. Bases 10 to 1065 code for a protein of 351 amino acids. Lineage: Eukaryota; Viridiplantae; Streptophyta; Magnoliopsida; Brassicales; Cleomaceae. Gene Ontology annotation, biological process: hydrogen peroxide catabolic process; response to oxidative stress.
CUUCCAAAAAUGGCUUUGCCUUCUUCUUCCUCUUUCACUUUCGAAACCCUAAUUCUGGUUUGCCUUCUUCUCCUCCAUGGAUGUUCAUAUUUUGCUAGCGCUCAGCUGAGGCCUGACUUCUAUGCCGGGACCUGCCCCAGAGUCUUUGACAUCAUUGGGAAUGUCAUCGUUGACGAGUUGCAGACCGAUCCCCGCAUUGCCGCCAGUAUCCUUCGCCUUCACUUCCACGACUGCUUUGUUGCCGGUUGUGAUGCAUCGAUAUUAUUAGACAACUCAACCUCGUUCCGGACCGAGAAAGACGCUGCCCCGAACGCAAAUUCGGCCCGAGGUUUCAACGUCAUCGACAGAAUGAAGUCCGAGGUCGAGCAAGCUUGCCCGCAAACCGUUUCUUGCGCCGAUGUCCUCACCAUCGCCUCUCAAAUAUCCGUUCUUUUGUCGGGAGGUCCAUGGUGGCCGGUUCCGUUGGGAAGAAGAGACAGUUUGCGAGCUUUCUUCGAUCUUGCGAAUACUGCUCUUCCCGCCCCGUUCUUCACUCUUGAUCAGCUUAAAGCCAGUUUUGCGGCCGUUGGUCUCAACCGUACCUCGGAUCUUGUCGCUCUUUCCGGUGGUCACACAUUCGGCAGAGCUCAAUGCCGAUUCAUAAUGGACCGACUCUACAACUUCAACAACACCGGUCUACCAGACCCUACCCUUAACUCGACUUACCGUGAUGAACUUCGACUACUAUGCCCUCAGAACGGAAACCAGAGCGCCCUCGUGAAUUUCGAUCUCGUGACCCCGGAUGCCUUCGACAAGCAGUAUUACUCUAACCUCAGAGUCGGAAAGGGACUCAUUCAAAGCGAUCAAGAACUCUUCUCUACUCCCGGAGCCGAUACAAUACAGCUAGUAGAAUUAUAUAGCAGUAAUUCAUCUGCGUUCUUCCAAGCUUUCGUGGAAUCAAUGAUAAGGAUGGGGAAUAUUACACCGCUCACGGGAAAUCAAGGAGAGAUUAGAAGGAAUUGUAGGGUGGUGAAUCCGCAAUUGCGGGGUGUUGAGAGCGAUGGUGGGUUUGUUAGCUCCAUUUGAAAAUAUGGGUAUGGAUAUGUAAGAAGUAAAAACGUAUGUGGGUGGAAAGUAUUUUCCGUAAAAUAAUGGAUCUCAUGACUAUGGAGUUAUGAGGAAAACUAUGAAGACGUAUAUUACUUCCUUUA